This is a messenger RNA of Condylostylus longicornis, 12128 nucleotides long. It is a transcript of the gene Nipped-A, whose product is annotated as transcription-associated protein 1. Lineage: Eukaryota; Metazoa; Arthropoda; Insecta; Diptera; Dolichopodidae. The coding region runs from base 103 to 11886 and encodes 3927 amino acids. Gene Ontology annotation, biological process: DNA repair; regulation of DNA-templated transcription. Gene Ontology annotation, molecular function: protein binding; transcription coregulator activity. Gene Ontology annotation, cellular component: NuA4 histone acetyltransferase complex; nucleus; SAGA complex. The record is from RefSeq and is a predicted model, not a curated record. The transcript has 22 exons.
AUUUUUAGGCGUUGUGUUAACUGUUAAUCGAAACUUUUUAUUUUGCAAGUUAAGGUCAGAAAAAUAUUUUUUUUCAAGGUUAAAUAUAAAAUAAAAUAAAAAAUGUCGGCGGGGUAUUCACCCGCUGUUGCUUCUACAUCAGCCGGUGGAACCGGUGCAGCAGGAGUAGUAGCAUCAACUGGACCGCAACUAGAUGUUGCUCAGGUAAAUACAUUUCGGACUUACGUAACUAUGUUGGGCGAUGCAAGCGCAAAAGAUGAUAUAAAAUUGAAGGCAGCACAGGAGUUAAGUGAACACUUUGAAGUUAUUGUGCAAACACCAGCUUAUCCAUCAUUUUUAGAACACUCAAUGAAAAUAUUUUUAAAGAUAUUGCAAGAUGGCGAACCACAAUUUAUAUCUGAGAACUCUACGCAACAUGUCAGAAAGUUAAUUUUGGAAAUGAUUCACAGGUUACCCAUAACUGAGAACUUACGACCAUACGUUAAGCCUAUUAUUUCACUUAUGUCUAAGCUAUUACGGGUUGAUAAUGAAGAAAAUGUUUUAGUUUGCUUAAGAAUAAUAAUUGAAUUACAUAAACAGUUUCGUCCUCAAUUUAAUCCGGAGAUACAACAUUUUCUCGCUUUUGUUAAAGAUAUUUAUGCAGACUUACCUAAACAUAUGCCUCAAAUUUUCGAACCAUUACAACAAAUUAGAGUUAAAGAUUUAAAGGAAAUAGAUAUUGAACAAUUGCUAUCAGAAACCUUUACAACAAGAACUAUUCACGUUGAGAAAACGACAGAAACGGGAACUGUAACACAACCGUUUAAUCUUUUACCUAAAGGUGUUUUGUCGCUCCGAGUUUUACAAGAGCUUCCUAUUAUAGUUGUGUUACUUUAUCAACUAUAUAAGGGAUCAGUACAUCAAGAAGUAGCAGAUUUUGUACCUCUAAUAAUGAAUACUAUUACAUUGCAACCAUCGCCAAUACAGAGAAUGUCACCUCAUUUUAAUAGAGAAAUUUUUGUGGAUUUCAUGGGGGCUCAAAUAAAAACCUUAUCUUUCUUGGCCUAUAUUGUUAGAACAUUUCAGGACGCAGUGGUCAAUCAUGCACCUUCUGUAGUAAAAGGAAUGCUCAGUUUGAUGCAGUUAUGUCCUAAAGAAGCCGCCAACUUAAGAAAAGAAUUAUUGAUAGCCGCAAGGCAUAUAUUUUCAACUGAGCUGAGAUUAAAAUUUAUACCAUCUAUAGAUAGACUUUUCGAUGAAGAUUUAUUAAUUGGUAAAGGGGUAACAGUCGAUUCAAUUAGACCCUUGGCAUACUCAACUUUGGCUGAUUUAGCUCAUCAUGUUCGACAAAACCUGUCUUUAGACGUAGUGGAAAAAGCGUCGAAUUUGUUUUCUAAAAACGUACAUGAUGAAUCAUUGGCUACAAGUAUUCAAACAAUGUCAUGUAAAUUAUUACUAAAUUUGGUAGAUUGCAUUCGUAUCCAUAGCGAAAAUGAACCAGUUAAAGCGAGAGAACUUCUAUUAACACUUUUAAAAGUGUUCACAUUGAAAUUUCAAAGUAUUGCGAAAGUACAACUUCCAUUAAUAAUGCAAAAAUGGAAAACUAUGAAAGAACAAACAACCGGUGCAAAUAAUGCUAAUGCAGCUCAAUCACCUACUAUAGUUUCAGAAACAAAAAGUGAUGGCGUUAAUUUAGAGCUGCCAGCUUCAGAACAGUCUUCAAAACUUUGCAGCAUUGGGUUUCCACCACCACCCAGCCUGAAUGUCGCGGAAUAUCGUAGUUUAGUCAAAACGUUGGUUGGCGGUGUGAAAACAAUAACAUGGGGUUUUAUUAGUUCUAAGCCAGUAAUAUUUGAAAAUGCAGUUCCAUCUCAAGCAAAAUUUUUUCAACCACAUGAACUUAGAAUUUAUAUUGAUUUAGUUUAUUGGGCAUUGGAAGCUUUAGAUAUCUACACAAUCAAUAUUCCGAAUCCCGCAAUGAAUCCUAAUAUAAAAAUGCCUAAUCAAAAUCCAAGAACAAAAGAAGAAAAAGAAGUUUUGGAACAUUUUAGUGGGAUUUUUCUGAUGAUGAGCAGUCAAAAUUUUCAAGAAGUUUUUGCUACAACUAUUGAUUAUAUGGUUGAAAGAAUUUAUAAAAAUCCUGCCCUGCAAGUUGUAGCCAAUUCAUUUUUAGCUAAUCCAACAACUUCACCACUUUUUGCGACAGUUCUUGUAAAAUAUUUACUAGAGCGAAUGGAGGAAAUGGGAUCAAAUCUCGAAAGAUCUAAUUUAUAUCUAAGACUUUUUAAGUUAGUUUUUGGAAGUGUGAGUUUGUUUGCCGCUGAAAAUGAGCACAUGUUGCGACCCCACUUACAUAAUAUUGUGAAUCGUUCAAUGGAUUUAGCGAUGACUGCCAAAGAACCGUACAAUUAUUUUUUAUUAUUGCGUGCUCUAUUUAGAUCUAUUGGUGGUGGAAGUCACGAUUUGUUAUAUCAGGAGUUUUUGCCAUUAUUACCCAAUUUGCUGGAAGGAUUAAAUCGUUUACAAAGUGGUUUUCAUAAACAACACAUGAAAGAUUUGUUUGUAGAAUUAUGUUUAACUGUUCCCGUUCGAUUGUCGUCUCUGUUACCGUAUUUACCAAUGUUAAUGGAUCCUUUGGUAUCAGCUCUCAAUGGAUCUCAAACUCUGAUUAGUCAAGGCUUAAGGACAUUAGAACUUUGCGUGGAUAACUUACAACCCGACUUUUUGUACGAUCAUAUACAACCUGUAAGAGCAGAUUUAAUGCAAGCCCUUUGGAGAACUUUACGUAACCAAGACAGUGCAGCGUUGGUUGCUUUUAGAGUUCUUGGUAAAUUUGGUGGGGGUAACCGUAAAAUGAUGAUCGAACCACAAAAACUGGAGUACAAUGAUAAAGAUUCAGUUCCACCAGCUGUUGUCGCAUUUUUCCAAGAACAUAGAAAACCUAUAGAUUUUCCGGUUGAUAGAGUUAUAGAAACUGCAUUUCAGGCUUUAAAUUCCAGCACUACGGACAUAUUUUAUAGACGUCAAAGCUGGGAAGUUAUAAGAUGUUUCAUUGCAGCCUCAAUUAGUUUAGAAGAUGACAAACAUACAUUGCAGAAAUUAUUUAUGCAUCCAAGCUUUGUUGAAGGUAACAUAGUUGGUUUAGCCGCAGCUCAAUACAAAUCACAGGAAAUGCAAGCGCGUCAGACACAUCAGUCUGCCCUAACUGGAAUGCUCGUAGCUGCUGCAACUAAAGAAUUGCGGGAGUCAGUUUUUCCGGUAAUGGUUGCUGUUGUUCGACACUAUACAAUGGUGGCGAUAGCUCAACAAGCUGGACCUUUUCCUUUCAAAAUAUAUAAUACAACCAAUGGACUCGAUCCACUUGUCUUGAUAGAUGCUUUAGCUGUUUGUAUGGGACAUGAAGAAAAAGAGUUAUGUAAGCCUGGUCAACUUUGCAUAGGAUUAAUUUUAGAAACGGCAACUAAUAUCAUGGGAAAUAAGGAGCGUGCUUGUCGUUUGCCACUUAUGCAAUAUUUAGCAGAAAGGAUGUCAGCUUUAUGCUACGAAAGACCUUGGUAUGCAAAAAUGGGAGGUUGCAAGGCGUUAAAAUGCUUGUAUCAACAUAUGUCAUUACGUUGGCUCUACCAACAUUUAUUCUUGUUUCUAAAAGCCUUUAUGUUCGUAAUAAUGGAUUUAGCUGGAGAAGUGUCCAGUGGAGCUAUCGAUAUGGCAAAAAGCUAUUUAGAAAAAAUGCUCCGGAUAUGUAUGGUCCCAUUAGAUAAAGAAUGUAAAAACGAAGACCUGAUACAAAGUCAAAAUAAAGCAAUGUAUGAAGUUAUACAUGAACUUGUACGCCAAGUAACAAGCCCUAAUACGUUAGUUAGAGAACAAGCAAUGUCUUCAUUGCGAUUGAUAGCUGAAUUGCAAAAUAAGACUGUAACUGAUGUAAUGGAUCCACAUCGUGAAGUUUUAGUGGACAUAAUACCACCAAAGAAACAUUUGCUGAGACAUCAACCUGCGAGUGCUCAAAUCGGUUUAAUGGAUGGUAAUACAUUUUGUACAACAUUAGAACCAAGACUGUUUACUAUAGAUCUAAAUAAUAGUUAUCAUAAAUUAUUCUUCCAUGAAUUAAUAACUUUAAGUGAUGCUGAAGAUUCUACGUUAGCUAAAUUAGAUUGUUAUAAAAAUGUUAGCAAUCUAGUACCACUACGUAAAAGUGCAUUGCGAGCUUUGGCAGCAUGCCAUUAUAUAACGGAUGGUGCAUAUAGAGAAAAAAUUUUAACUAUAUUAUUUAAAGUAAUGGAAAAGAACAAUCCCGAAUUACAAGAAGCGGCGUUUGAAUGCAUGCAAAAAUUUAUUUCUGGUUUUAAGAUUGAUAAGGAAAUCAUUCAUAGUGGUAUGAGACCAUUACUUUUAACACUUGGUGAUUAUCGUAAUUUAACAUUAAAUGGAACAAAACGACUCUCAUAUUUAACACAACUGUUCCCGUCCAUGUUUAAUGAGAAAUUAUGUGAACAAUUAUGGCAACACAUUCAAAAGAUGUUAGAAAUAUCGAUAGCAACAACUAAAAAUCAACAGCAGCCAGCUAAUUUCUUAGCGGUUGCGAAAACCGGUGAUUAUGAACAAAAAGUAACUACAUUGAUUGGAAUAUUUCAUCAGAUACCAGCUGCAACAGCGAAAUUUAUUGAUAGUUUAUGUCAAUUAGUAUUACAAACAGAAAAAAGUUUAAUGAUUGAACCCUCAUGUCCAUAUCGUGAACCAUUAUUUAAAUUUUUAAUUCGAUAUCCAAAUGAAACAUUGAAUUUAUUUUUAAACGAUAUAAAUAUUGUAAAUGCGCAAUGGAAUCGAUUUUGCAUAUAUUUAUUAAAACAUAAAGAUGGUCUACCAUUUAGAAAUGCUAUGCAAACAAAUAAAUGUUCACGUUUAGUGCAAUUAUUAUAUGCAACAACAGCAGCAUCUGCUGGAACAACACCACCAUUAACAACGGUUCCACAACAACAGAUAACGUUUAUGACAGAACAACAAAAAUAUGAAGCACAACAUCAAGCUGUUCUAAUUGUAUUCACAUUAAUGGAAUGUGAUGAACAAUGGUUACCACAACAAAAUGAAAUUAUAAUAGCAUUAAAAAUUUUAUGGCAAAAUAAUUUAGGAAAAAAUUUUGACAAUAAUAUUGCAUGUGAUUUUUGGCAUUUAAUUGGAAAAAUAUUAUUAUUUUAUUUUUCACACAACACAAAUGAUAUCGAUUUAUUAUUUCAAUUAUUACGAGCACUGUGCAUGCAUUUUAUACCGGAUUUUCAUUUUCUUCGAGAUUUCCUUCAAAAUACGGUAGCCCAAAGCUAUACAGUUGAUUGGAAGCGAAAAGCAUUCUUUCAUUUCGUUGAACAAUUUAAUAAUCCAAACAAUCCCUUAACAGAAGAAUUAAAAGCUAAAAUAUUAACUUCAGUGCUAAUACCAUGUUUUGCAGUUAGUUUUGAUAAAGGUGAAGGUAAUAAGCUUAUUGGUGCUCCACCAGCACCAUAUCAAGAAGAUGAUAACAAUGUAGUAUCAGUAUUUAUAAGUAAAGUAUUUGAUCCAGAUAAACCGUUUGCAAAUGAUGAUGCAGUGCGUAUUGCCUUACUGCAAUUCGCAUGUUUAUUAGUUGAAAGAGCAUCACCGCAUAUUCAUGAUGGUGACGCAAAUAAUAAAAGACAAGGAAACAAACUUCGACGUUUAAUGACAUUUGCCUGGCCAUGCCUUUUAACUAAAAACUGUGUUGAUCCAACUGCUCGUUAUCAUGGACAUUUACUUUUAUCACACAUCAUUGCUCGUUUAGCAAUUCAUAAGAAAAUAGUAAUGCAAGUUUUUCACUCAUUAUUGAAAGGACAUGCAUUAGAAGCGCGUCCUGUUGUUCGUCAAGCAUUAGAAAUUUUAACACCAGCCAUGCCACUUCGAAUGGAAGACGGUAACACAAUGUUAACACAUUGGACAAAGAAAAUUAUUGUUGAAGAGGGGCAUGCAAUGCAGCAACUAUUCCAUAUAUUACAAUUAAUUGUUCGACAUUAUAAAGUUUAUUAUCCUGUAAGGCAUCAAUUAGUUCAACAUAUGAUUAAUUAUAUGCAACGUUUAGGUUUUCCACAAACUUCAAGUUUGGAAUACCGAAAAUUGUCUGUUGAACUGGCCGAGGUUAUAAUUAAAUGGGAAUUACAACGCAUUAAAGAAGACUCUAAUGAAACAAGUGUCUUUGAUGAAGAUGAUCCAGCAAAUUUAUUACUUUCUGGUGCCAGUACGGGAGGGUCAACUGAUGUCAAACUUUCUGCCUCUGGUGCUGCAGUGAAAAGACCAUACGGUGAUGAUCUAAAUGAUAAUAGAAAAAAACUUGCCGUUGGGCCAGAUGGACAACCAGUUCAACAACCUGUCAACCAACCAAAAUCGGAGGGUUCCAGUAGACCAAUUGAUAAAAUGCACUGUGAUACUGUUUUAAGUUUUUUAAUUAGGCUAGCGUGUCAAGUUAAUGAUGCCCAGCCCACGCCAGGUAUUGUAUCUCCUGGUGAAGCUUUAUCAAGAAGAUGUGUAAUGCUUUUAAAAAUGGCAAUGAAACCAGACGUAUGGCCUCAGCCAUUCGACUUGAAACUUAGUUGGAUGGAUAAAGUAUUUGCGAGCAUAGAAAAUCCACAACAAUGUAAUUUCGGAAACAUUUGUACGGCUUUAGAGCUUUUAACAUUCCUAUUAACCAUACUAAAGAAAGAGCAGAUAUUAAAUAUCAUCCGGCCAAUUCAAAAAGGAUUAUCAAUUUGUGUUCAAUCGCCUAAUACACGUGUUAUUAGAUUAAUGCACGCUCUACUUUCAAGGUUAAUGACAAUAUUCCCUCCCGAUUCAUACCACAAACAUGAAGAGCUUGAAUCUUUGUAUUCAGUAGUUAGUAAAAUGAUACAAGAUGGAUUGACAAAUUAUGAAAAAUCACCACAACCAAACCCAUCAUCGCUAUUUGGAACUUUAAUGAUAUUGAAAGCAUGCUGUAAUAAUAAUCAAAGCUAUAUUGAUAGAUUAAUGGUUCCAUUUAUGAAAUUGUUAAAUCGUUUGACUAAAGAUCAUUUAAGUGGAUCGCAACCUUGUCCCACCGCACAAUGUACUACACAAAAUGUUCAAGGUGGUACAAAUACGGAGAGUGGUGGUCCUUUAGCACUAGAGCUAUUAAUAUUGUCAUUAGAUUUAGUAAAGAAUCGAAUUGUUGUAAUGGGUGUUGACAUUAGAAAAUUAUUCAUUGGAAGUAUUUUAGUGGGUUUGAUUGAGAAAAGUGCCGAUGUUAAGAUAAUUAAAUCAAUUGUUAAAAUGAUUGAAGAUUGGAUGAAAAAUAAAAAUCCACCAAUUACAGUUACUCAAGCUCCCACUCUUCGAGAAAAGUCAAUUUUAUUAGUUAAACUAAUGCAGUAUGUUGAAAAACGGUUCUCGGAUGAUUUGGAAUUGCAAGCCCAAUUUUUAGAAUUGAUCAACUAUAUCUAUAGAGAUGAUCAAUUGAAACAAAGUGAGUUAACAGCAAAACUAGAGGCAGCAUUUUUGGCAGGUUUGAGAUGUUCACAACCGGCUAUUCGGGCUAAAUUUUUUGAAAUUUUUGAUGGAUCAAUGAGAAGGCGUCUUCACGAUCGCUUGCUUUAUAUUAUUUGUUCUCAUGCUUGGGAUUCAAUUGGACCACAUUACUGGAUUAAACAAUGUAUAGAGUUAUUAAUUCUUACUGCUAACACAACGACACAAAUACAAAACUCAAAUAGCAAUCACUUAGUACCUAGUAUUUCAUCAGUAAUAAAUUUUGCUGAUUCGGAUGAAAAAAAAAAUUUUGUUAUUUAUACAUCAUUACAAAAUGAUCCUCAAGACUUAUUUGAAUCUGUUGAAGAUAAGGAAGAUAUCUUUGACAUGGAUAUGAGCGUUGACGGAAACAUAUCACGUCGUGAAGAUAGUGAAAGACCUGUCGCAAACAGACAAGCUGUGUUGACGAAAUUAAUUAGUCGUCAAUUCGAAUUUUUAGAAGCAAAUAGAAAAAUAUGUACAGAGCAACUAUUAAUAGCGACAGCGCAAUUAUGCCACAUGGAUAGUGACUUAGCCGAGAGAAUUUGGUUAGAUAUAUUUCCCAAGCUGUGGUCAAUAUUAGACGAAGGACAACAACAAGCAAUCGUUCGAGAAAUUGUACCUUUCCUGUCGUCCGGUACACACGUAAUUCAAAGAGAUUGUCAUCCAAGUGCUAUGAAUACAUUUGUUGAAGCAUUGUCUCACUGCCAUCCACCGAUUUAUAUUCCUCCGAACUUAUUGGCAUAUUUAGGCAAAGCUCACAACCUUUGGCAUCGUAUGACUUUGACAUUAGAAGAAAUGGCACUAGAUUGGCCUGCAAAAAAAGAAAGAUAUCAGGAACAUUCAGAUAUCGAUAUUAGUGAAUAUGAUUUGGUUGAAAACAGCCAGUCGACAAUAUUUGAUCCUUUGUCUCAUAUGUAUUCAGCGUUACAUGAAGAAGAUCUAUGGGCCGGUCUAUGGUUAAAAUAUGCUCAAUAUCCUGAAACUAAUACGGCUAUUGCUUAUGAACAAAUGGGUUUCUUUGAAGAAGCGCAAGGAGCAUAUGAUUUAGCUAUGACUAAAUUCAAACAGCAACUGGCAAAUGGUCCAACUUCUUUAGAAAUGAAUAGUGAAUUAUUGCUUUGGGAAAAUCAUUACAUUAGAUGCGCUAAGGAGUUAAAUCAAUGGGAUAUCUUGCUUGACUAUGCGCAAGCUAACAAAGAUAAAAAAUCAUUUUUAAUAAUGGAGUGCGCUUGGCGGGUUCCAGAUUGGCCAUUAAUGAAACAAGCUCUAAUACGUGUUGAACAAACAAGUCCAAAGCAAGAAGGUUAUAAAGUUAAUUUAUAUAGAGGUUUUCUUGCUAUACUGAAUCAAGAAGAGCAACAGUUAGGAAAUGUAGAACGUUAUGUUGAAGUUGCUUCAGGAUUAUGUAUGCGUGAAUGGAGACGUUUACCCCAUAUUGUCUCUCAUAUUCAUUUGCAAUAUCUGCAAGCUGCUCAACAGAUUAUGGAAUUACAAGAAGCGUGUCAAAUUCACCAAGGUUUAUUACAAUCUAGAAACUCGUCACUUCAUGAUAUGAAAGCUAUCGUUAAAACUUGGCGGAAUAGAUUACCAGUUGUUGCUGAUGACUUAUCACAUUGGAGUGAUAUAUUUAAUUGGCGUCAACAUCAUUACCAAAUUAUCACCCAACAUUUGGAACAACAGACCGAGCAGGGAAAUCAUACCAUGUUAGGUGUACAUGCUUCUGCGCAAGCUAUUAUUCAUUUUGGUAAAAUGGCAAGAAAGCAUAAUUUGACAGGAGUAUGUCAGGAAUCUUUAUCUAGAAUUUACACAAUUCCUUCAGUUCCAAUUGUUGACUGCUUCCAGAAAAUUCGCCAACAAGUGAAAUGUUAUUUACAAAUGGCAUCAGUAAGUGGUCGUUCAGAACUAAACGAAGCGUUAGAUGUAAUUGAAUCAACAAAUUUAAAAUACUUCUCUAGAGAAAUGACCGCAGAAUUUUAUGCUCUUAAAGGUUUAUUGCUGGCCCAGACCGGAAGAUCCGAUGAAGCUAACAAAGCAUUUAGUGCCGCUGCCCAACUUCACGAUGGUUUAACUAAAGCUUGGGCUCUUUGGGGUGAUUAUUUGGAGCAAAUUUUUACCCGAGAACCCAAACAAAUUUCAUUAGGCGUAAAUGCUAUCACAUGUUUCUUGCAUGCUUGCCGGCAUCAAAAUGAAAGUAAAACUCGUAAAUAUCUUGCAAAAGUUUUAUGGCUUCUAUCAUAUGAUGACCAAAAGGCUUCUUUGAUGGAAGCAUUAGAAAAGUAUGCAGUAGGUGUACCACCUUUAAAUUGGUUACCUUGGAUUCCUCAAUUGCUAUGUUGUUUAGUCCAGUAUGAAAGCAGCGUUAUAUUAAACUUAUUAAGCCAGGUUGGUCGAAUGUAUCCUCAAGCUGUAUAUUUUCCAAUAAGAACCUUAUAUUUAUCUCUUAAAAUAGAACAACGGGAAAAACACAAAAGUGCUGAGGUUUAUUUGGCAAAUAAAAUGCAAAGUCAAGCAGCAACAGAGAAUCAAAGUGCCCAACAAUCUCAAAGCAGCGCAAGUGAUAAUAUUCAACCACAAGUACAACAAGGUCAAAUACCGAUCCAACAAGGUCAACAAACUGCGACAAGUCAAACACAAGGUCCACCUACCAUCGGUCCUAUAAAGGCAACUCCUCCUAUGUGGAGAUGCUCCAAGGUCAUGCAUGUACAACGCGAAAUUCAUCCAACUAUAUUGAGUUCUUUGGAAGGAAUAGUAGAUCAAAUGGUGUGGUUCCGUGAAAACUGGUAUGAAGAAGUUUUAAGACAACUGCGGCAAGGUCUUAUAAAAUGUUACAUUAUUGCAUUUGAAAACCGUGCUAGCGUCACUGAAGCUAAUAUUACGCCGCAUACUUUACAUUUUGUAAAAAAAUUAGUUUCUACAUUCGGAAUUGGAAUAGAAAAUAUUUCAAGUUCAGUUGCUUCAAAUUAUGCAUCCGCUGCAUCGGAAUCCUUAGCAAGAAGAGCCCAAGCCACAGUUCAAGAUCCAGUUUUCCAAAAAAUGAAAGGUCAAUUCACUUUAGAUUUCGAUUUUUCUACUCCUGGAGCUAUGAAAUUACAUAAUUUAAUAAACAAAUUGAAAAAAUGGAUAAAAAUUUUAGACGCAAAGACUAAGCAGUUGCCUAAAUCGUUUUUAAUAGAAGAAAAAUGUCGCUUCUUGUCAAAUUUUAGCCAAAAAACUGCGGAAGUUGAGUUGCCUGGGGAAUUACUUUUACCUGUUCCAUCACAUUAUCAUAUAAGAAUCGCAAGAUUUAUGCCUAGAGUUGAAAUAGUACAAAAACAUAAUACUGCUGCAAGACGAUUGUUUAUACGUGGUACCAAUGGCAAAAUUUAUCCUUAUCUUGUAGUCAACGAUUCAGGUUUAGGCGAUGCAAGAAGGGAAGAGCGUGUUUUGCAACUAUUAAGAAUGUUAAAUCAUUACUUAGGAAAACAAAAAGAAACAUCUAGAAGAUUUUUACAUAUAACAGUACCGAAAGUGGUACCUGUUUCGCCGCAAAUGCGUUUAGUGGAAGAUAAUCCAGCCAGCAUUUCUCUUCUAGACAUUUAUAAAAACGGGUGUAACAAAAUGACCAUAGAGCACGACACUCCUAUAGCGAAAUAUUAUGAAAGACUGGCUGAAGUUCAAGCAAGAGGUUCCCAAACUACUCAUAAUGUGCUUCGAGAUAUUUUGCGGGAGGUACAACUAAAUAUGGUACCAAAAACUUUGCUCAAAGAUUGGGCUAUUAGAAAUUUUAAAUCAGCUACAGACUAUUGGCAAUUUAGAAAAAUGUUUACACUUCAAUUAGCCCUAGCAUGUCUGUGUGAACACGCACUACAUUUAACACGUUUAAAUGCAGACAUGAUGUAUUUGCAUCAAGACUCUGGAUUAAUGAAUGUUUCAUAUUUUAAAUUUGAUGUGGACGAUUCAACAAGUGAAUUAAAUGGUUCAAGACCAGUUCCAUUCCGGUUGACCCCAAAUAUUGUUGAAUUUCUUUCAUCAAUUGGUAUAUCAGGACCAUUACAAGCAUCAAUUGUUGCAACUGCUCGCUGUUUAGUACAACCAAACUUUAAAUUACCAACGAUUUUACAAGCUAUAUUACGAGAUGAGAUAAUUGCUGUUCAUAAAAAGCGCCUCAAAGACGAAAAGCCAAUAGUUGAUGCAAAUGGAGAAAUUAUUCAAGACUCUCCGUCCGAAAUUGAUAUGGAAAAUAUAAUAAGUGUUGUAAAUAAGUCUGUUCAGGCGAUUAUGCAAAGGCUUCAGAGCAUUUCAUAUUUUGACAGUGUAGAUUCAAACAAAAUUGCAACAUUAAUACAGUUGGCAACUAAACCAGACAACUUAUGCCGCAUGGAUCCUGCCUGGCAUCCAUGGUUGUAAAAAACAAUUUUUUAAUUUGAUUUGAUUCAGUUUGUAUUUUAAUUUCACUUUUAUUAUGAAUUGUAGAAAUUCAUUUCUAAAAUAAAAAAAAAAAUAUUUUACCUAUUUUAAUUUUAGAACGUGCUUAAUUUUUAAUCUCAUAUUUGUAUUAUGUAUAUUCAGAGUUUUGAAUAUUAGUUUUUAUUUUAAUAUCUUCAACUUUGAACUUUUUAGAAAGUAAUAAAUAAAGAACAAAAAUAAAC